GCGGCGGAGAAGACUGGAGGCAAGGGUCCUCCUAGUAGUUCGGGCAUUGUAAGGGUUGGAUAUUAUGAAAUGGAACGAACAAUCGGCAAAGGAAAUUUUGCGGUUGUUAAGCUAGCUACACACAUUGUCACAAAAACAAAGGUUGCCAUAAAGAUUAUUGACAAGACCCAGCUGGAUGAGGAGAAUAUACAGAAAAUAUUCAGGGAAAUUCAGAUUAUGAAAUUACUUCGGCAUCCUCACAUUAUCCGACUUUACCAGGUCAUGGAAAGUGAGAGAAUGUUAUAUCUAGUCACAGAAUAUGCCAGUGGAGGUGAAAUAUUUGAUCACCUUGUGGCUCAUGGGAGAAUGAAUGAAAAAGAGGCUAGAAAAAAAUUUAAACAAAUAGUAGCUGCGGUAUCAUAUUGCCAUAGUCGGCAUGUUGUACAUAGGGACUUAAAAGCCGAAAAUUUGCUUCUAGAUGCUGGUCUCAAUAUAAAAAUAGCAGAUUUUGGGUUUAGCAAUUUAUUUGAUACAGACACAAAAUUGAAGACGUGGUGUGGCAGUCCACCUUACGCAGCUCCUGAAUUAUUUGAAGGCAAAGAAUACGAUGCUCCUAAAGUUGAUAUAUGGAGUCUAGGUGUAGUAUUAUAUGUUCUGGUUUGUGGUGCUCUUCCUUUUGAUGGCAGUUCAUUACAGAGUUUACGGACUCGGGUGCUAAGUGGCAAAUUCAGAGUCCCCUUUUUUAUGACCACAGAUUGUGAAGAUCUAAUAAAACAAAUGUUAACUGUUGACUGUAAAAAACGUAUUACUAUGGAACAAAUAAUAAAUCAUCGGUGGAUGCAGUUAGGCGACGAUGAUACAGAAUUCUUACAAAUGAUUCGGGAGUUUAAUAUUAAUUGUGACUCGGAAUCUGAGACUGAGGAUCUUAAUGAAAAUGUGUUAGAACAAAUGGUGAAUAUUCAUAGACUGGAUAGAGAAAAGACUUUAGAAUCUGUGAAAAAUUCUGCUUACGAUCAUCAUAGUGCUAUAUAUCAUCUAAUGCUGGAUAAAAUAAAAAAACAUCCAAAGACAUUAUUGAACAAAAUCCAUCCAGAUCUCAUCGCUGCUUCUCAAAACUUGCCAAUGGUAACACGGACGGAACGAAGAUCUAGUAUUACAACUGGAGUCGUUGAGAGAGUCGAGGUACCAGUCGAAGAAGUUGGACCAAGCACGACACCUCCGUUGUUGAGAACGUCUCAUGUACCACCGCAGAUGCAGUUCUAUAAUGAAAAUAAUCAACUGGAAGACACAAAUUACUCAGACUCAGACGAAGAACCAUCUCCCGAGGCUCUAGCUCGGUACCUUGCCAUGCGGCGACACACGGUCGGUGUUGGAGACAGUCGCCAUGAGGUACCAGAGGAUGUUCGGUUCAGAUUGGCGCAACAUCAGCCACUUAUUGCCAUGCCGCAACCAAACUGCUUCAUGCCCUUUGGGUUCAGUCCUCUUGGAGGUCUGUCUCCCUAUGCGAACUUGCCAAUGGGUGCUAUGCCACCUCUCACGACUCCACAUCAGUAUAAUGUGCCAAUGGGCGAUCAGCAAUAUUUACAGUUACCUCCAAUGGCGGGAGCAGGUGGUAGUGCAAACUUAAGUCGUCGGGCAUCAGAUGGCGGAGCAAACAUUCAUAGAUUUUGCCGUCAAAUGAUACCAGGACACAGUCAGGCAGGCAGCAUGGAAGCCUUAUCGGCCCAGGGUGUGGGGCUACCCCUGACAGUUGAGGAGAAGGAGGACGCAUCAUCUGACCAAGAACCUGACCAAGAUGCAGUGCAAAGAUACCUUGCAAGCAGAGGAAGGGGUAAACGUCAUACUCUGGCAGUAUCCGACCCUGUACAUGAGGUGCCCCUUGACCUCAGUAUGGGCCUCCUGCAGCAGCCAAUCAGAGCUACACGACGAUCAUCAGAAAGGGGACUGUCUCCGUAUUCCUACAAAGAAGAAAAUGUGUUACAUUUACCUAACGACAGGUUUUCACUGGUGCGUCGAGCCAGUGAUGGGUUAUCUGGCGCUGCAUUACAUAAACACCAGCUGACAAACCUCGAGAAAAUCUAUAACCAGACUCUGAGCAACCAGCAGUCUGUACGACCAAGUAGUCAGAAUAGUCUCAAACAACUGCAGCAAGAAUGUCACGAACUGCAGAAGCAAGUAAUUAGUGGAACUGAACACCAUUUGUUGCAUCGUCGUCCAGCAAGCAUGUCAGCUUCACGUAUUCCGUCCCCGCCGGUCACACCAGCAUCUCCCGUCUUUCAGCAUCGUAGUCCAUCUAGCCCUGACUCACAAAGUAGUGCCAACCUAUAUCAGCAUUUACAGAGACUCCAUCUGACUCAACAGAUCAGGGGUGCUGGUUCGCCAACAUUCCGCAGGAGUAGUCCCCCAAAUUUAGCUAGUCUAGGCCAACAAGGGUCUGAAAGUCCGCCUCAGUCUUUUCCAAAUCUGUUACAGAAUAUCCCACAGGGACAUCAUCGGAGUAGUCCUCCUCCAAAUUUUCAGAAUUUACAAAUAAUUAAAGAGGAUUCUCUAGAUUUGGACAAGAGUUCACAAUCGGAAAGUGAAGAAGACAUGUUAGUGCAAGAAAAUGGUGACAAUGCAGAUUCCACUGCUACGAAUCAGAAGGCUUACAAAAGUAAACCUCAGAUAAGUAUAACAGACACACAAGGUCACGUUACUGCUGUCACCUCAGAUGGUGACUCCGAAUCGGAAAAAGGAGACAAUUCUGACAGUGCAACAGUGUCACCAAGUUCACCAUCGAAUGUACCCACAAGUUUACCCUUCAAUUACAACUACAGGUUACCAUACGGUAGCCCUGUUCACUCAAACCUUGCAGACAUUCCACCGGAGACAAAAGUUUCUGGAAUUACUCAAGAUCUUUAUUAUACCUCCUCAAAUGUGAACUGGCUGACUCAUCAACAGCAACUGUAUUUACAAAGACUUCAGAGUAUUCAAAACGCGGCUAAUUUACCUAAUGUAGGCAGUUUCAGCAAUUAUACAGGAAAGUUUAGUGCUCGACAUUCGCAACCUACAUCUCCAAAAAGCUGGGAGAUAAGUAGUGAGGGAAUGUAUGAAAAAGCAGCCAGUGAUUGGCUGAUAACUUCAGGCAAUAGCCAAUCACCUGGAAGAACAGAUUUUAAUGGCUCUGCUCCAUCUUUACAAUUGGGUGGGGAGUGUGAAUUGACAAAAGUUGGUUCAUAUGUGAAUGUCUCAUCAAAACGGUCAGUAGAGGAUAUUUUGAAUGAUAUCAGGAAAAUAUUAGAACAAAGUGGCCCCCAGAUAGCAUAUAAGUGCUCAGAAAACAGGUUUCAGCUGGCAAAUUCAGACGUUUCAAUGGAAGUGGAAGUAUGUGAAGGGGUAGAUGCAAGUAGACUACAAGUGCGACGAAUCUCGGGAGACAGAGGUUGUUAUCAGCAACUAUGUCAAGAACUCCUUGCAGGCAUUAAUAUAUGAGGUGUUUUCUGAUGUAUAUUUAAAUUAUUAUCUAUCUCUUUUUAUUAGGUGUAUAAAGCUUUUUCUUCAUAGAUUUUUAUAAUGCAUAUCUUUUCUUCAGUUAAGCAUUUCCUCUUUUGCAUUGCACACAUUUUUGUUUCUUAAAUCAUGUUUAAACACAAGAUCUUAAUUUUGAGCUGGUAUUUUUAGGUAUAGACUUGACGAGUUGAAUGUAAUUUCAGUACACUCGAGGAAUGUUCAGAAAAAAUUCUGUGAACAUUUAGUGAUAUCUAUAGUGCAUUAAUAUUUAGAAGAAAAACUUUAAAAACAAAUUUUUGCUGUUAUGUAUGUUUUCAUUAUAGCAUUUCCAUAGAUACAAGAUCUGUCAAGGCAACAGUCAAUAGAUUCAUUACAUGACCCUGUUAAAUGAAACACAACAAUUAGAUAAUCUUACUUGCAUGGAUGAAAUCAAAGAGUCAUGCUAGUCAUUCAUCACAGGUUAUCUGACUAAAUAUUACAGUUAUAUUAACAUUUAACACAAAGAAAAAUUAAACAACCUUAGAAUUGACAGAAUUGAUAUGAUGUUAAUUAACUUGUGUUUUCAUAUUGGCACUAUAAUAGAUCCAAAAUCAGUAGUAUGACCAAAGUCGGCAGGCCAAGGGUCAAUGUUAUAGGGCCUAUUUAUUAUAAACAUGCAAUUUAAGCCUGUAUCUUCCAAUGUACAUGCUAGAAAAAUAAUGCAUUGGCAUUAAAGACACUGCUAGGGGCAAAAAAGACACUGCUGGGGCUAAAUCACCGGAAUCAUUUAAUAAAUGAGCCGCUUCAUGAGAAAAUCAACAUAGUGCAUUUGCAACCAGCAUGGAUCCAGACCAGCCUGCACAGACUGGUCAGGAUCCAUGCUGUUGGCUUUUAACACCUAUUGUAAUUAGAGAAACCAUUAGCCAACAGCAUGGAUCCUGACCAGACUGCGCAGAUGUGCAGGCUGGUCUGGAUCCAUGCUGGUCGCAAAUGCACCGUUUUGGCUUUCUCAUGACGCGGCUCAAAUAUUUCAUCAUCGCCGUUUGUCACUGUUAAUAGAUAAAGAAUUGUUGCAAUAGUAUGACAGGAAGGAGAUAUAGAUUUGAAGAUUUGAUUGCUUAAUGUCACGUUUAAAUGAAUAUCAUCAGAUUUAUUUUAGUUUCAUCAAAAUUUGAUAAAAAUUUUCUAUAAGUAAGCACAAAAGUUGUAUGUAAAACGUAAAGAAACAAAUAAACAAGAAGGUUAAGCACAUUUUGGGCAGUAUAUAGAAAUACAUAUAAUAUAAUAAAGUAUGUGGAAAACCUAUAAAAUGUGUUAAUCAUGAAAUUUAUUAACAUCAUGUGAUAAAGAAGGAAUUUAGCUGUAUGUUAUAGUAUGCACAUACAAUAUCAGCUUUAUGCAUGUGUGAUCUUUGGUGUUAUAUAGACAUAUCUAAAAGUUUUUAAAAAUUUGAGAUUUUGAUGUGCACUUGGAGCCAUGCCUGUCUGCUUCUAUUUGUAGACUUAUUAGUUUUUAAGCUCGACUUUCUAAAGAAAAAGUAGAGCUGUUGCAUUCGCCCUGGCAUCGUAUCGCCAUUGGUUAGAGUUUUUGAUAAAGUCAAAUAUCUCUGUUACUAUAAAAGCUUUUGAUUUGAAACUUAAAAUAGUUAUUUACUAUCGAAAUCUACACCAGGGGCCGUAUUCAUAAAGCAUCUUAAGUAUAAGUUUUGACUUAAGUUUAAGAUUUUACUUAAAUUUGUGGUUAUUUCAACUUAAGUCUAAGUAAAAACUUAAGUUCUAGUCAUAAAACAGCUAAAACUUAAGAUACGUAAGAAAUGACUUAAGUCAGAAAAUAAAAUAGCGUGGUGAGUACGAUUAAAGUGUUGUUUUCAGAUAAAAGCACUUUAAACAUAAUUGUGCAUGUUGUAUCUGUCUGAAAUUAAUGUUGUUUUUAGCUCACCUGUCACAUAGUGACAAGGUGAGCUUUUGUGAUCACGCAGCGUCCGUCGUCCGUCCGUCCGUGCGUUAGUCCGUCCGUCCGUAAACUUUUGCUUGUGACCACUCUAGAGGUCACAUUUUUUGUGGGAUCUUUAUGAAAGUUGGUCAGAAUGUUCAUCUUGAUGAUAUCUAGGUCAAGUUCGAAAGUGGGUCACAUGCCAUCAAAAACUAGGUCAGUAGGUCUAAAAAUAGAAAAACCUUGUGACCUCUCUAGAGGCCAUAUAUUUCACAAAAUCUUCAUGAAAAUUGGUCAGAAAGUUCAUCUUGAUGAUAUCUAGGUCAAGUUCGAAACUGGGUCACAUGCCAUCAAAAACUCGGUCAAUAGGUCUAAAAAUAGAAAAACCUUGUGACCUCUCUAGAGGCCAUAUAUUACACAAGAUCUUCAUGAAAAUUGGUCAGAACGUUCACCUUGAUGAUAUCUAGAUCAAGUUCGAAACUGGGUCACGUGCCUUCAAAAACUAGGUCAGUAGAUCUAAAAAUAGAAAAUCCUUGUGACCUCUCUAGAGGCCAUAUAUUUCAUGAGAUCUUCAUGAAAAUUGGUCAGAAUGUUCACCUUGAUGAUAUUAAGGUCAAGUUUGAAAGUGGGUCACGUGCCGUCAAAAACUAGGUCAGUAGGUCAAAUAAUAGAAAAACCUUGUGACCUCUCUAGAGGCCAUAUUUUUCAUGGGAUCUGUAUGAAAAUUGGUCAGAAUGUUCAUCUUGAUGAUAUCUAGGUCAGUUUCGAAAGUGGGUCACGUGCCAUCAAAAACUAGGUCAGUAGGUCAAAUAAUAGAAAAACAUUGUGACCUCUCCAAAGGCCAUAUUUUUCAUGGGAUCUGUAUGAAAGUUGGUCUGAAUGUUCAUCUUGAUGAUAUCUAGGUCAAGUUCGAAACAGGGUCAUGUGCGGUCAAAAACUAGGUCAGUAGGUCUAAAAUAAGAAAAACCUUGUGACCUCUCUAGAGGCCAUACUGAUGAAUGGAUCUCCAUAAAAAUUGGUCAGAAUGUUCAUCUUGAUGAUAUGUAGGUCAAGUUCGAAAGUGGGUCACGUGCCUUCAAAAAGUAGGUCAGUAGGUCAAAUAAUGAAAAAACGUUGUGACCUCUCUGGAGGCCAUAUUUUUCAUGGGAUCUGUAUGAAAGUUGGUCUGAAUGUUAAUCUUGAUGAUAUAUAGGUCAAGUUUGAAACUGGGUCAACUGCGAUCAAAAACUAGGUCAGUAGGUCAAAUAAUAGAAAAACCUUGUGACCUCUCUAGAGGCCAUACCCUUGAAUCGAUCUUCAUGAAAAUUGGUCAGAGUGUUCACCUUGAUGAUAUCUAGGUCAAGUUUGAAACUGGGUCAUGUGCCUUAAAAAACUAGGUCAGUAGGUCAAAUAAUAAAAAAACCUUGUGACCUCUCUAGAGGCCAUACUUUUCAUGGGAUCUGUAUGAAAGUUGAUCUGAAUGUUCAUCUUGAUGAUAUCUUGGUCAAGUUUGAAACUGGGUCAACUGCGGUCAAAAACUAGGUCAGUAGGUCUAAAAUUAUUGAAAUCUUUUGACCUCUCUAGAGGCCAUAUUUUUCAAUGGAUCUUCAUGAAAAUUGAUCUGAAUGUUCACCUUGAUGAUAUCUAGGUCAGUUUCAAAACUGGGUCACGUGCGAUCAAAAACUAGGCCAGUAGAUAUAAAAAUAGAAAAACCUUGUGACCUCUCUAAAGGCUAUAUUUUUCACGAGAUCUUCAUGAAAAUUUGUGAGAAUGUUCACCUUGAUGAUAUCUAGGUAAAGUAUCUUCGAAAACUAGGUCAAUAGGUCAAAUAAUAGAAAAACCUUGUGACCUCUCUAGAGACCAUAUUUUUCAAUGGAUCUUCAUGAAAAUUGGUCAGAAUUUGUAUCUUGAUAAUAUCUAGGUCAAGUUCAAAACUGGGUCACAUGAGCUCAAAAACUAGGUCACUAUGUCAAAUAAUAGAAAAAACGAAGUCAUACUCAAAACUGGGUCAUGUGGGAAGAGGUGAGCGAUUCAGGACCAUCGUGGUCCUCUUGUUUUAAUGUUUUCGUCCACAAUAAAAAACAAGAAUUACUUAUUAAGUUGUUUUAUGAAUAACAAAUAUCCUUAAGUAAAAUAAAUUUCUAACCUAAGUAAUACUUAAGUAAAUAAUCAAUUUCUUAUACUUAUACUUAAGAUGCUUUAUGAAUACGGCCCCAGGAGAAAUAAUAUAUAUAUCCAUAACUGAGAAAAGUUGAGCGUGCUGUUUUACGGACAGCUCUAGUUGACAUUGGUACUAUUUAUAGCCUUAUUUUAAGGGGUAUGCUGUGUAGGUUUAAACAGUUUGUAAUAAGUUUUACUUGAUUAUGAAGAAUAACUGUAAAAUUGAGAUAUUUCUGGCAUAAUCUUUUUCCUCAAAAUGAAAUCAUAUUAUUCAGAGUGCUACAUCAGUAAUUAUAACUUGGUGGGGAAAAUAUACCAUAAUUAUAAUGUCUUUGUCAGUUUCAAUAUUGAUACAGAUGUCUUGGAUUUUUGUGUUUGUUUGUUUGUUUGUUUUCAGAAAUAGGGCAUUUUAUCAGUGAUAUCUAAAUGCAUGAAAUGCAGUUUGUAGUUUAGGACAUUACAGUAAAUAUUAUGAAAACAAAGUAUUUAAAAAGAUGGGUGCUUCAACAAAAUCUAUUUUAAUUUAAAAUUUUUUAGUGUUAUUCUUUAUUCAAUGGCUGCUUGUUAUCAAGUAAUACAUCCUGCUGAACCAUACUCAUUAGAUCAAUCUGAAAGGCUGCACUUUUAGAUAUUUACAAGAAAGCAAUCUAGUGAUGAUACUGAUCCAAAAUAUCUGAUUCAUUUUCUCACUUUUAAUAAUAUCAUGUGUGGUCAAUAUAUAGUCUUGUUGACCAUCUUUGAUCAGUAUUACUUUCAGGUAGGUAUAAAAAAGUAUUGAACCCAACAGAAGUCUGCAAUUGAAUAAUUUUGUUUGAAUUUUCAAGAAUUAAAAGAAAUACUGAUAAGAUAUCGUGGGCCAAGAUGCAAGUUCAUGUAAACAUUCCUUUAUUGAGGUCCUUCAUCGAUCUACGAUACAGAGUUGUCCUUCUUCUACAUCAGAAGCAUUCACCUCUAUCAAUAGGAUAAAAAUACACAUCUUAAACACGUCACUGAAUAAGAUACUUUUCUUAUUAUAAGUCAUUGCUUUGGUUAUAAUGAUCUUUAUUUUGACAAUUAUUUGCUUUGAAUUUCUUCCAAAUUAUAUAGUGUGCUAAAGGCUUUUCCGAGAAAUAAUAUCUUAAGUGUCGACCACAAAGUUGUUGAAUUUCCAGUAUUUGAUAUGAGUUUAGACAGUUUUGCAUUCAACCAUCAAAAUCUAGGAGAACUAGAAUACUGUAUAUUCCCUAAUCUAUGUCUUGCCUCUAAUAAAUACCCCCCCCCCCACCCCCCACCCACCACUUCCAUAUUUAAUUUUAAAAAAGUCUAUGUUAAUGUUAGUUAUAAGUGAAUACUAGCACAUUGAUCAUGCUGUAAUUGUUAAAUUUAUAAUUUGUAUUUAACAAAAAACUGUUGGGGAAACAUUUUUUACGGCCUUUAUUAAUGCCCCAUUUGCAAAAUGUAAUGUCUUGUGGGACUGCUAAUAAUGAAAUAUAUAUAUAUUAACUUUGAAGUUAAAGUUUGGAAAUUCCUUAAAAGAAGUAAAAACAAAUGAAUUAUGGAUAAACAUGUUAUUUGUAACAAGUAGAUAAUCUAUCUUUUAAGAGUAGUCUGGUGAAAGAGCAUGUACUCGGGUUCUUUUUUUUAGCUCACCUGUCACAAAGUGACAAGGUGAGCUUUUGUGAUCGCGCGGUGUCCGUCGUCCGUCCGUGCGUCCGUUAACUUUUGCUUGUGACCACUCUAGAGGUCACAUUUUUCAUGGGAUCUUUAUGAAAGUUGGUCAGAAUGUUCACCUUGAUGAUAUCUAGGUCAAGUUCGAAACUGGGUCACGUGCCAUCAAAAACUAGGUCAGUAGGUCUAAAAAUAGAAAAACCUUGUGACCUCUCUAGAGGCCAUAUAUUUCACAAGAUCUUCAUGAAAAUUGGUCAGAACGUUCACCGUGAUAAUAACUAGGUCAAGUUCGAAACUGGGUCACGUGCCUUCAAAAACUAGGUCAGUAGGUCAAAUAAUAGAAAAUCAUUGUGACCUCUCUGAAGGCCAUAUUUUUCAUGGGAUCUGUAUGAAAGUUGGUCUGAAUGUUAAUCUUGAUGAUAUCUAGGUCAAGUUCGAAACUGGGUCACGUGCAGUCAAAAACUAGGUCAGUAGGUCUAAAAAUAGAAAAACCUUGUGACCUUUCUAGAGGCCAUAUAUUUCACAAGAUCUUAAUGAAAAUUGGUCAGAACGUUCACCUUGAUGAUACCUAGGUUAAGUUCGAAACUGGGUCAUGUGCCGUCAAAAUCUAGGUCAGUAGGUCAAAUAAUAGAAAAACCUUGUGACCUCUCUAAAGGCCAUAUUUUUCAUGGGAUCUGUAUGAAAGUUGGUCUGAAUGUUCAUCUUGAUGAUAUCUAGGUCGAGUUCGAAACUGGGUCACGUGCUGUCAAAAACUAGGUCAGUAGGUCAAAUAAUAGAAAAACCUUGUGACCUCUCUAGAGGCCAUAUUUUCCAUGGGAUCUGUAUGAAAGUUGGUCUGAAUGUUCAUCUUGAUGAUAUCUAGGUCAAGUUCGAAAGUGGGUCACAUGCGGUCAAAAACUAGGUCAGUAGGUCAAAUAAUAGAAAAACCUUGGACCUCUCUAAAGGCCAUAUUUUUCAACGGAUCUUCAUGAAAGUUGGUCUGAAUGUUCAUCUUGAUGAAAUCUAGGUCAAGUUCGAAACAGGGUCAUGUGCGGUCAAAAACUAGGUCAGUAGGUCUAAAAAUAGAAAAACCUUGUGACCUCUCUAGAGGCCAUACUUGUGAAUGGAUCUCCAUAAAAAUUAGUCAGAAUGUUCAUCUUGAUGAUAUCUAGAUCAAGUUCGAAAGUGGGUCACGUGCCUUCAAAAAAUAGGUCAGUAGGUCAAAUAAUGAAAAAACGUUGUGACCUCUCUAGAGGCUAUAUUUUUCAUGGGAUCUGUAUGAAAGUUGGUCUGAAUGUUUAUCUUGAUGAUAUCUAGGUCAAGUUUGAAACUGGGUCAACUGCGAUCAAAAACUAGGUCAGUAGGUCUUGAAAUAGAAAAACCUUGUGACCUCUCUAGAGGCCAUACCAUUGAAUGGAUCUUCAUGAAAAUUGGUCAGAAUGUUCACCUUGAUGAUAUCUAGGUCAAGUUUGAAACUGGGUCACGUGCCUUAAAAAACUAGGUCAAUAAAAAUAAUAGAAAAACCUUGUAACCUCUCUAGAGACCAUAUUUUUCAAUGGAUCUUCAUGAAAAUUGGUCAUAAUUUUUAUCUUGAUAAUAUCUAGGUCAAGUUCAAAACUGGGUCACAUGAGCUCAAAAACUAGGUCACUAUGUCAAAUAAUAGAAAAAACGACGUCAUACUCAAAACUGGAUCAUGUGGGAAGAGGUGAGCGAUUCAGGACCAUCAUGGUCCUCUUGUUCUUUUUCCACAUUAUACACCAUUUUGAUAUUUUUGAAAUGUGUUUUGAAAUAUGUUUAAUCUUUACUGAAAUAAGUUUUUCUUACAAUAAAAAAAAAGUAAUAAAGAGAAUUUAACACAGUAGUACCUUUUAAUAUGUCUACUCACAAAUGAUUCAACUAAAGAGAUCUGGUGGUAGUUUAGCAAGUCUAGUAUUUAGUAGCCCUGCCUGCUGUGAUUUUUUUACAGGUAAAAAUGGUUUGUGUAUUGUAGAUGUGCAACCAUGGCACACAUCAGACUGUUGGUGUGUUGUUGUUGGUUUGCAUCAGUGGUGACAGUUACAAUCCAGUAUCUAUCCUUGGUUAGUAAGGCCCUUUUAAAAAGUUGGCAUUACAAAUUAGCAACAUAUACGAAAAUUGGACCCUGCAUGCAGAAUCAAAAAACAUUCUACAAAAUAUUGACAGUUUGUGAAUUUAUUGAAAUGGCAACAUCACUACCAUUCUAAAGAUGAAAUGUGUUAGUAAAAUGUUUACAUGUGAUAUUGGUUCUAACUAAUGUUUUAAAAUCAGGUAAAAAUUUCAAAGAUUAUUUGCAAAUAUCUCAAAAGUAAGCUCACAGACCUAUUCAUUUUUUUUUUACCAUGUAAUAGAUGAUAUAUUAAUUUACAGCUGUGAGAAGUUUCUUUAAAUCUACCUUGUAGGCAAUGUUCUUUUUGCAAAAAUGUUACCAAUAUCGUGAUUUUUCCAUAGACCUAUAAAAAUUUGCUUGAAGUCAAAUUUUUCAAAUCAGCCUAGCAAAAAAUCAAACACAUAACCCUGUCUCAAAGUUUUAAAAAUCAAGAUUUGAUUGAAUUCUACAUCAUAGAAAAACAUUGCGCUCGAUGUACACAUGUACCUUAAGAGUGAUACUGUAACCAAAUCAGAUGCUGACAUUUAUAUGCAAUAUGAUUGUAAAAGAUGCUGUAUUCAUUGUCAUUGUUAAUGAUAACUGUUUUACAUUUUAAUACUAAUUUGUACUGGUAAAUAUAUAUAUGAGCCGUGCCAUGGGAAAACCAACAUAGUGGGUAUGCGACCAGCAUGGAUCCAGACCAGCCUGUGCAUCCGCGCAGUCUGGUCAGGAUCCAUGCUGUUCGCUAAUAGUUUCUCCAAUUCCAAUAGGCUUUAAAAGCGAACAGCAUGGAGCCUGACCAGACUGCGCGGAUGCGCAGGCUGGUCUGGAUCCAUGCUGGUCGCAUACCCACUAUGUUGGUUUUCUCAUGGCAAGGCUCAUAUGACUGAAGUCGACCAGUUUCUUGUGAUCCAAUCACUUGUUAUAUACCUCUCACCUUGGCAAAUCUUUUUAAGAGCUGUUAGUAAGCCAUUUCUACCAAAAUGCCAGCUGUCUUGAACAAUGCUCACAGAGUUAAUGAUUUCUAGGAGUUUUUCUAUACUGUGAAAGUAGGGAAAUUUACAUACAUUUGUAUAACUUCAGCUUUUUAUACCAAUUCAACUAAAUAUAUUGACACAAACUAUCUUUACAUGUGACUGGAAUCUUUUUACUGUGCAACUGAAGAUGUAGUUUUUGUGAAAUUCAGUUCUCACCUAAGAAUCUAAGAAUGUAUAAUAAUAAUAAUGCAAUAUGCAAGUCAAGUAUUAUUUGACAGAUUUUCUCCACAUUUUCAUGUAUGUGUGAUUAGUGAUUAAGGUAAAUUUUGUAUUUGUUUGACUUAGAUAUUCCAACUUGGGCAUUGCCCUAAUUUAGACAACAAGCAGCCAGACAGGGAAAUUCAUUAUUUUGUUAUAAAGCAAAUAUUGGAGUUUUUGUCACACUGAGAAUAAAUUUUAGAUACUGUUUAAUCACUUGUAGUAACAAGGUUUUAUUACGUCUCCCACCACACAGUGGUGUGGGAGACAUAUUGAUUUACUCCAGUCUGUCUGUGUGUCUGUCUGUCACAAAGCUUGUCCGCACUCUAAGUCGAACAUUUCUCAUGGGAUCUUCACCAAACUUGAACAAAAUGUGUUUGACCAUAAGAACUUGGCCACGUUCGAUAAUUAGCCAAAUCUGCUUAGGGCCUUUUGAAUUAUGGCCCUUGAAUUACUGAUUGGAUCCAUUCGUCUAGACCAUCCAGAGAAACUAGUCAUUUUUCAUUGGGCAGUUGUGGGAGAUAUGUGCUUUUCUCAAAAGCAUCUCUAGUUUUUUUUUAUUUUGCUUUAAAUAUAAGACAAUACCAGUGGUGAUGUGCAUUAGUCUAUGGAACUCUGAGGGUGAUAAUGGCAACUUGCAAAAUUUCAAAAUAUUUUGAUUAGUUUUGAGUCUAUUGUAAAAAGAAACAUAUUUUAUGAGAUAUUUUCCAUUGUAAAUAUAAGCCAUUUUUGAAACUUUUGUUUUAAGAUUAAAUAUAAGCCAUUUUUGAAACUUUUGUUUUAAGAUUAAAUAUAAGCCAUUUUUGAAACUUUUGUUUUAAGAUUAAAUAUAAGUCAUUUUUGAAACUUUUGUUUUAAGAUUAAAUAUAAGCCAUUUUUGAAACUUUUGUUUUAAGAUUCAACUUUGACUCUUGUUUGUUAAUAGAUUGUUAUAAAAAAAUCUGAAUAUCUUGGUAAGCAGAAAAGCAACAUUUUCAUAUGAAUUAAAUUUUGAUUUUCUUGAAAAAUAUUGUAACAUUUCACAAGAAAACCUAUAAGUUACAAAUUAAUUGGCUCAAACUGUAGGCUUAUGUGAAGUUGAUGACUACGGACAGGUAGCAUUUCAUUCUAAGAUAAUUUAGGGAGCAUGAAGAAAGAGGGAUAACUUUAUGUCAAAAUGUUAAUGGGAUUUAUGUUUUAAUUGACUUCUGCAACUAAAAUGGUAAAAUUCAAAAGGAACAAAGACAGAUUAAUAUGAAACUUACGAAUCAAUACUAAAGUAUUUUAUUUUAUGGAUUUAUAGCCAGUAAAGUAUAAAUGGUUUAUAGUUGUAAAGCCUGGGCAACAGACAAGGGGACAAUUCAUAGCACAAUGAUGAAUAUUUGAAUGUUUGUCGGUCAGCUUGCCAUUAAUGGAGAGGAUUCAUUUUAACUGAAGUGGAGGGUUACAGUUACAUAUCUCUAGCAUCUGAGAACAUAUUGGAAAUUGACCAAUAGCAAGGCUUCAUUUUGAUAUUGGUCUCUACACACACUAUUAUAGCUGUUGACCGAGGCUUAGUUAAACAUACUACUCUUGCUUAGUAAGGCUGCUCCCAACACAAGAAUAUGUCUGUGUACUCAUUUAUACAUAGUGCUUGACCAUUCUUUACAAUAUGCUAUUGUAUAAGUGGUCACCUGUAUAUACCAUCACAAUGCUUAGUAAAGUCAACUUAUGGUCCACACAUUAGAAUUUCCUGUAAAAUUACUGUACAUCUAGAAUCUGAAUAUCACGGUCAACUGUCUAUAGUGGUCAUUUUUAGGCUAUCUAUUGAGCAUUGCAAACAGCCAGUACUAUUAAGUCUUUUGAUCUAGGAAAAUGUAUAGCAUUCACCUAUGCAAGCUAAACUGAUGAAUAUAAUAAAUUAUAAUUCCUCCAGGGAAUUAAAGAUAUUUUAUGUCCAAAUUUCAUAUUUAAAAAUACAUUUACUUUACAGUAUUUCUGUAGACAUAAAAUAAAUGUUUGCAUAUAUAAACACUGUAUGUAAGGUUUGAAAUAAUACAUGCUAAUAAAUGUGUUGGUUCACAUACUUUUAAUAAAAAUACUGGAAGUUUUUGUAAGAAAUAGCUGUUACUAUAAUUAUGUAACCUUAAUUAUGAUUGCAGCUCUACAUACACAGUUUCUGUAUGUUUUCUAUAUUUAAGCCAAUAAUGAUGCAAUAUUUUAGUGAAAGGUGAGGAUAGUACAUUCUGUAAGUGUUCUAGCUAGUUGUCUCCAAAUUCUUAUUUUGUUAUUUUUUGAUAGCCUUACACCACGAGGAAAUCUUUUAGCAAUGCACCCUUUUAAAUGUGUAAUAUUCUGUCAAAGCUAUUGGCAUUUUAAAGAUAUUCAGGAAAGUGUUUUAGUUUAAAAAUAAUGUAUAGCAGAAGCUUGUUUAAAUCACAGACAGGUUUUGUUACACUUCCCAUGGAACAAUUUUCCUAUUCCAUGUGAUACUGCAUUUAAAUUUAUUAAAACACCGUGUUUAUGUUACAUUAUAUCAUAUUUGAGCCGUAUCAUGAGAAAACCAACAUAGUGGCUUUGUGACCAGCAUGGAUCCAUGCUGUUCGCUUUCAGAGCCUAUUGCAAUUAGAGAAACUAUUAGCGAACAGCAUGGAUCCUGAACAGACUACGCGGAUAUGCAGGCUGGUCUGGUUCCAUGCUGGCCGCAAAGCCACUGUGUUGGUUUUCUGAUGGCGCGGCUCAUUUAAUAUGUGUUACAUGUAAAAUAGCAUAUCAAAUGAUUAUUGUAGCACUGUUUUUUUUUCCCUGUAAGUAGAUGAGCAUUACAUCAGCCUUUGUUUUUGUUAUUCAAAAUAAACAUGCAUAUUAUCAUACAAUAUAGCAUUGUCCAGGAUGCACAAAAGUAUAAAAAAUAAAUAAAUCAGAAUACAGUAGAACCUCCUUCAGCAACCACUUGAAUUAAGCAGCCACUUACCUUAGGCAGUCAGUCAGAUUACUACCAGAAUGCUCUAAUGUUCUUAUUUUAGCUUGUCAUAAGCAGCCACUAGCCAUUAAGGAGCUUGAUUAUGUUGCUACCUUGGCUGGAUGCUGAAUACAGGUUGUACUGUAUACACACAAAUAAGCUGUUGGUAAAAGGGGUUGGUUGGGGCCAACUUUGGGGUGUAGAUGGUAAAUCUUCUAAAUGCAAAGUGAUAAAUUCCUUGCAUAAACUAUGUACCUGUGAUUUUAACCUUUAGCCUGAUUCUGCCUCUGCGAGCAGCACAGACCAGGAUCAUACGUGCAGACUGAUCAUGAUCUACACUGUUUGCUAUUUAAUCAGUAACUUUUCAGUGAGCAUCCCUUCGAAUAGUAAAUGGUAUUGCCCAAAUUGAAUGAUGGUAAAGUCCAUUUUAAAAAUUUAGUAGGCUAAAGGUUAAGUGCUUGUGUGACAGUAAUUCUUCUAAUAACUUGAUCUGCCAACAUUUUUAUCACUAAUUAUUUUUUCUAAUGGUGCUUUUGUAUUAUAUGUUGACUUAUUUGUGAUAAUUCUUAAUGAUUUGGAUUUUUUAAAGUAUAAAUCUAAUAUAUUAUCUCUUAUAUAGAUAUUAUAUAUAUUGCUGAAAGUGUGAAUGUUAUUUAUGUGUGUUGUAAUGAGAGCUUUCAAAUUUACCAUUUCUAAUGAAUUUUGUUUAUUUUUCUAAAAUUAACUUGAAUGAUUAGGAAAAGUGAAACUGGGCUAAAUGAUAUAUAAGGCGCGCCAUGAGAAAACCAACAUAGUGGGUUUGCGACCAGCAUGGUCAGGAUCCAUGCUGUUCGCUAACAGUUUCUCUAAUUGCAAUAGGCUUUGAAAGCGAACAGCAUGGAUCCUGACCAUACUGCGCUGAUGCGCAGGCUGGUCUGAAUCCAUGCUGGUCGCAAACCCACUGUUGAUUUCUCAUGGCGCAGCUCAUAUGUGAACUGGAGUACAUUGUAAACAUAUUUUAGCUAAACUGGAUUACUUGAGGUUUUAAAAUAGGUCACUAGGUCAAAACAGAGCAAAAGUAUGUUAGAAGAGAGGUCACAUUUAUUAAACUUAAUGGUCAAAAACUAGGUCUCUAGGUCAGAUUGCAGAAAAACUUUGUAAAUACUCUGAGGAGGCCAAUAUUUGUAAGUGGUCUUUCUAAAACUUUGUCAGAAUGUUUGUCUCUUUAAGAUCUUGGAUAAAUUUAUAACUUGGUUACUUACAAAAAAAAAAAAGUUAACUGCAUGAAAUCAUUGGAAAAAACUUGGUUAAUAACCUGCUUAUUUACAUACAACAUGGUUGGAAUGUUUAUUUCAAUGAAAUCUAAGGCCAGUAUGAUAUUAGGUUAUGUGAGUUAAGAACUAGGUCUAACUAUACAUGUCAGGCCUUCAGGACAGUCUUGUUUGACAUCUUGACUAAUUUGUAUAUCCACCAUACACUGAGUAGGAUCUUGAUGGUUGUAUUUUCGUUAAUGGUCACAGAUUUCAAAACAUGUAUUACUACUUUAAAUGCUUGAUUAUUUCCAGGAGAAUAAACAGCUCAGAAAAGUGAAUUUCUGUCUGCUUACUAUCAAAUUGCAAAAUAAAAAUGAUUCAGAAAUUACCCAGUCUCCGGUAUAUUCUCCGGUAUUCAGUAAAUGUCAAGUUGGAAGUUUGUCUGGUCAUGUGAUAUACAUUUUUAACGUAAGAACAACUGUAUGAACAGGCUAUGAACAUCUGUAUGGUAAAGAUGAAAUACAUAUUUGUUGUUUUACUUUCGGAAUAUAAAAAAUUGGAAUCGGGUCAAAGACAAAUGUUUUUUUAAAAAUAUAUUUUACAUGUACAAAUCCUUCCUUCUCACAUUGUUAUGUAUUAGUGUCUGCUGUUGGUUCCUGUGUUAUUUUUUGUCUUUCAGUAAAUUCAGUCUGUUGGAGACAGUCUGUGGGAUAGUAUGGAUAUUUCCUUUUGAGGUUCUCCAUACAUGCUGAGGAAGGAAAGAAUGUUGUUGAUAAAUUAUGUAGUGUCUGAGAAAUUGACUUUAUUUAUCUCAGUUGCUUUAUAUUUUCUGAUGCCAUAUUGUCCCAAGUACAUAUAUUCAGGUUUCCCAUAUUUUCAGGUUUUCUGUAUUAAUAUAGAGAAGUUGCAAUUUCAUACUAAUAUAAAGGUAUACGUGUAGUGUUUCAUUCUGUUAAGUUGAACCUGCCCUAGUGGCCAUCUGUAUUAAGCUGCCUUUUGUCAGCUAACUUCACAGAUUGUCUUUUUGUUCUGAUUUCAACUUGUCUUAUGCAGUCCUAUGCUGGAAGCAGCUAGAUUGUGACAUUUCUUUGGCUGGUAUUUUAACACCAUUUAAUUUCAAUACUAUGGAAAAGUAAUUUAUCUGUAUUACUCGCAAUGCAGGAUAACACAAUCAUGCAUAUACUAGUCUGCAGUAUAUUCUUUGGUUCAAAAUAUUCUAUGGUUUCAAUUAUGAAAAAACUGUCUGUUUGGAGAUAAAUUUCACUACAGAAUAUGUUACAAUGUCAAAGAUAUUUCUUGAGUUGAUCUUUACAUAUUUUUCUUUUCAAAUUACUGAUCACUGACAAAUUUAAUGCUUUGCUCAAUCGACACUGCAGCAGUCAACAUGCUUCUGAUAUGCCUAGAUGUAAAAAGUGCAUAGUUUGAUUUACCUGUAGUAAAUGACUCCAAAAUAUUUAUCAGUCAUUAUUAUGUAUACAGAGAUUCACUACACAUAUACAUACACAUAAAUGUAUGAAAUCACAAGCUCUAAUUUAAAUGGUAUUAAAUUACCAUAAUUUAUUUAGUGUUAGAUGCUCCAGCGUUAUGAAAAUUUUAUUAAAAAUGCAUUGGGAAGAAGGCAAAUUGUCUUAAAUUUAAGAUGGAUACACCAGAAUGUUAGUGAAGUUUUGUUUAGAAUUUUUAAGUACUUUUAUGUAUAUCGUAUGUGAUACAUAAGUAAUAUUAGAGCAUUUAUUUGAAGUAGCAAACAUUUUCAUAUUGGCAUCUGUAUAUAAUAGAUAAAGCAACAAAUACUGUAGUUUUUGCAAUGAGAUGGAAGUAUGUUGAAGAUUUUGUUGUCUCAUAUUCUGUGUGUGACCCAAGACCAAAGUGUGAAUUUUGUGACUUUGUUACCAAGGUAACGUAUUGUUGCCUGGUGAUGCAUUAAUGUGUGAUAGAUGUUUUUGUUUUAAUGAAUUUUUGACUGGCUCAAAAAAUAAAAGAAUUUAAAAAAUCA
This is a messenger RNA of Mercenaria mercenaria, 18631 nucleotides long. Its product is annotated as serine/threonine-protein kinase SIK3-like. The record is from RefSeq and is a predicted model, not a curated record. Gene Ontology annotation, molecular function: ATP binding; protein serine/threonine kinase activity; tau-protein kinase activity. The coding region runs from base 70 to 3450 and encodes 1126 amino acids. Lineage: Eukaryota; Metazoa; Mollusca; Bivalvia; Venerida; Veneridae. Gene Ontology annotation, biological process: protein phosphorylation; intracellular signal transduction; microtubule cytoskeleton organization. Gene Ontology annotation, cellular component: cytoplasm. The transcript is spliced from 16 exons.